UGUUGCUGCACCUUCCCCUGUAGUAGGCAGCAGGGGGGCAGCCCUCCACCCAUCACACCGUUUUUUGGUGCAAACUAGCGAACACCACAUGCAUUAUUCGUGCAAAUGACAUUUUUUUGCAAAGUUAUACCUCUAGAAACCUUUUACUGAAAUAUUGCAUGUACAUUUACUUCGCAGGAGCAAGCAAGAUACCAGAACAGGGCUACGCCAAGGGCAGCAGCAUCUCCUCCAAGUGCAACUACCCUACCUCAUUCUACACCACCAUGCCUGGCCAGUUCAGAACCCCCAGUGACCCUCCUGUGUCCGGCCUCCUCUCUUUCCCCUCCUCCUGGAGCUCUGGCCCCCUGCAGCCCCUACGUUUCAGAGCCCGAACUCAAUCCAUGGACUGGCGGCGCCUCUCUGCCCUGGAUGUGGAUCACGUGGCCAGGGAGAUGGACGUGGUCGUACUGCAGGAGUACAUAUCUGCUGUCACCUUCUGUGAUGUCACAGGCGAGAGGUGUCCCUACUGCCGUAGCCCUGCUGACCCGGCCCUUGUCAACCUACUACGUAUGUCCCAGCUCAGCACAGAGUACCUGCUGCACUGUCAGGACUACCUGAGCUCCCAGGUGUCUGGGCUAGAGGACCGUCUACAGGGGGUCCUCUCUAAGGCAGACCGAGAGGGAGAGGAGAGGGCCAGGCUGGACUCUGAGCUACAGGCCACUAAACAGGAGAGCAAACUCAGGAAGAAGAUGCUAGCCACACAGCAGCUUCUACUACAGGCUAGCUUCAACAACUACCACAAGUGCCAAUGCUGUGAGAAGUCCUUCACCAACUAUUCGUACUUACAAGCCCACCUACAGCGCAGGCAUCCGGAGCUGACAGACACAGAGAGGCAGAAGAAGAGGCAGGUGGAACAGAUGGAGGAUGGGAUAGAGGAGCUGAGAGAGAGGCUGAAACUGUCCCAGACUAGACUGGACGUAGAGAGGGAAGCAGAGGCCCUUAGGAAACAGCAGGAGCUGGAAGAUCAGCGAAGGAAAGAGACCUCGGCGAGAGAGAAGAUGGAGAGCUGGAAAGAGGAGGAGAGGAAGAAGUUUCAUGAGGAAAUGAGGGACCUGAAGCAGCUGUUCCGGCAGGAGUUCAGAGAUAUGGCCAGCAGGAGCUCCUCCAUCGAGGCUAAACUGCAGGAGCUCCAGACCAGAGAAGAAGUGACUGUUUCUAACCUGGGCUCCUAUCAAGAGGAGGAGGAGCUGCAGCAGAGAGAAGAGGCAGAGAAGAGGAUGAUGAUGAUGAAGAAGAAGAUGUCUGAGCAGAAGCGUGAGUGGAACAAACGGUUUAAAGAGAUCCAGAACAGGCACGUGUUGGAGAGAGACGAGCUUCAGAGUGAGAAUGAUAGGUUGCAGCUGGCCCUGUCUGUAGAACACAGGUCGGACCGACACAGGCUAGAACAACAGGUCGCUACCCUGUCUGCCAGGGUCCAACAGAAAGACCGGCUCAUCAGGUCUCAGGAGGAUAAGAUCAACAAGAUGCCUAGAAGACCAGUGACAGAUACUCCCAUCAAACAAACGUUCCAACACUCCAUGGAGGAGGAGGAAGAAGAAGAGGAGGAGGAGGAGGAAGAAGAAGAGGAAGAAAAUCUGGAGGACUCUGGUGAGACCAGGAGUAGACUGUUGGAGUCCCUCCGGAGGAACCCCGCCUUGGUGAAGGAGUUCAGACCCAUACUAGAGGAAACCCUGGAGGAGAGGCUGGAGAAGAUGGGUCUCAGAAAGGGAACCAAGGGUAUAUCCAAGAAGACCUUUAAGAGCCUGAGCAUGUUGGUAUCUGGUCAGCGACAUCAGAUGUCCAGACAGAAAGCAGACCUCCUGGAGCUCAGGGAGAGCCUGGCCAGAGAGCUGACGCGCAGAGUGCACGCCCUGCAGAGGAGCCAGGGGAUCACCGUACCUAAUUUACCCAGACAGGUUACCAUACCCAGUACCACCCCUCAGUCCCACAAGAAGAGAAGUCCUAGCCGGGAGAAGAGUCCAAAAAGCAGACAGACACCAGUGAAGGUGAAGGCCUCCUUGAGGAAAAAGAAGGCUCCACAAUCUCAACAGACACCAAGCACUCAUAGAAAAAAGAACAGUUCUGAGGAUGAGACGUCAGGAGAAGACAUUCCUUCUGUCACCAGCCCUGGCAGUAGGUCUGGUGUCUCUGUCUCCAGCCCUGGCAGUAGGUCUGGCCCCUCUGUGAGGGUGGUGCGGUCUGGAUCCUGCUCAAGGCAGAAGUACCCCAUGUCUGGUUCUACCCAGGGAGAGGACUGGUCUGGGACAGACACAGAGCUCUCAGAAGGGCCUACAAGUCUAACAACCCACCGUGGAGCACAAAAUCAGACUGUUAAAACCCUGACCAGAAGCUUGGAGAGACAGUUGAGUUCUCCAAUGAACAAGCCAGUCGGAGGAACCAGAGUGGUGAUGCCACCAGUAGCAGCCAAGGUCUUACCCAAACCCAAACCCAGGACAGCGUUAAAACCCCUACAGUUAUCGGACGAAGAAAGCGACCUAGAACUGUCUUCCAUCGAGGAGCUCCUGUCCUUGCCGGUAGGGGGCCAGUCUCAGUCCCUAGGGGGGCGAGGGAGCACCGAGGUGGGCCUGGGAGGAACCUCAGGAACCAGCGUGUGGAGCUCCUCAACCAGCAGAGCAGGAGGGCUUUAAUGCACUUUUCCUGUUUUUGCUAUGUAUCCUUUAUUUAUCCAGAUGAGUGCCUUUUUCAAUGUGCGUAUGUGAUAUAUGAUUUACUCUCUUCCAAGUGUUAAAACAAUUAGCAGAAGAUGCAUUCCAACGUGAAGAGGAGCUGGCGUGUAAAUACCAGUUAUAAAACAAUAACAGAAUAAAAUAACCUUUCGGUUUUAUUCCAUUUUCCAGAAUCAAGCUAUACUCAGCAAAAAUAUAAACGCAACAUGUUAAAGGGUUGGUCCAAUGUUUCAUGAGCUGAAAUAAAAGAUUACAGAAAUGUUCCAUAUGCGCAAUAAAAAGCAUAUUUCUCCCCCCAAAAAAUGUAUUGGAAAAAGUUGGAAAAAGGUGCAUGUUGCGUUAAUAUUUUUGUUCCGUGUGUAUAUAUAUAUAGCGACUUUCUUGGUCGGACUCAAACUAUGUUGGGACUUUGAAUGUGGUAAUGACUUGCUUUUUUUUAUAAUCAGGAGAUAUAGUGCCUUCAGAAAGUUAUGGCCUAAAUAAGUUCAGGAGUAAAGAUGUGCUUAACAAGUCACAGAAUACGUUGCAUGAACAAUGUGUGCAAUAAUAGUGUUUAACACGAUGCGGGUUUUGGAAUAUUUGUAUUCUGUACAGGCUUCCUUCUUUUCUAUGUAAUUGUUUUAAAGUCAUCGUUGACCUCGUGGUGAAAUCCUGGAGCAGUUUCCUUCCUCUCCGCCAACUGAGUUAGGAAUGACGCCUGUAUCUUUGUGGUGACUGAGUGUAUUGAUACACCAUCCAGAGUAUAAUUCACAACUUCACCAUGCUCAAAAGGAUAUUCAA
This is a messenger RNA of Oncorhynchus gorbuscha (pink salmon), 3485 nucleotides long. It is a transcript of the gene dzip1l, whose product is annotated as DAZ interacting zinc finger protein 1-like. The transcript has 17 exons. NCBI's taxonomy places the organism in Eukaryota, Metazoa, Chordata, Actinopteri, Salmoniformes, Salmonidae. Gene Ontology annotation, cellular component: ciliary basal body; cytoplasm. Gene Ontology annotation, biological process: cilium assembly. The record is from RefSeq and is a predicted model, not a curated record. Bases 159 to 2666 code for a protein of 835 amino acids.